Messenger RNA from Gambusia affinis (western mosquitofish), 4226 nucleotides. It is a transcript of the gene peli2, whose product is annotated as pellino E3 ubiquitin protein ligase family member 2. Gene Ontology annotation, biological process: regulation of Toll signaling pathway; protein polyubiquitination. Gene Ontology annotation, molecular function: protein binding; ubiquitin protein ligase activity. Bases 145 to 1419 code for a protein of 424 amino acids. The record is from RefSeq and is a predicted model, not a curated record. Lineage: Eukaryota; Metazoa; Chordata; Actinopteri; Cyprinodontiformes; Poeciliidae. The transcript has 7 exons.
AGAAAGUAAAGCAGAAGUGAAUGGUACAGUCCGGCCCUGUUCCUCGCUGUUUUUGUAUCUGCUGUAGAGCGGAUUCAACCGCCAAGGAAUCUGUUAGUCUUGUGAGACACUGUUAUUACUGUGGAGCUAACACAGUCAAGCCUCAUGUUUUCGUCAAGCCAGGAGGAACACUGCGCCCCGUCCAAAGACCCGGUGAAGUACGGGGAGUUGGUGGUGCUGGGGUACAAUGGCUCUCUGCCCAAUGGAGAUCGGGGUAGACGGAAAAGCAGAUUUGCGCUUUUGAAGAGGACCAAAGCCAACGGUGUUAAGCCAAGCACCGUGCACAUCCUCAACACACCCCAGGAUAGCAAGGCUGUGAACUGUAAAGGCCAACACAGCAUCUCCUACACGCUGUCCAGGCACCAGACGGUGGUGGUGGAGUACAGCCAUGACAAAGACACAGACAUGUUUCAGAUUGGACGUUCCACGGAAACUCCCAUAGAUUUUGUGGUUACUGACACCGUAGCGGGAGGCCAGGAUGGAGAGGAGACUCAGAUCACCCAGAGCACCAUCUCUCGCUUCGCCUGCAGAGUCGUCUGCGAGCGCAACCCCCCCUACACCGCUCGCAUCUAUGCAGCUGGAUUUGACUCCUCUAAAAACAUCUUCCUAGGGGAAAAAGCAGCAAAGUGGAAGAACCCUGAUGGUCACAUGGAUGGGCUGACGACCAAUGGGGUGCUUGUAAUGCACCCUAAAGGAGGCUUCAUGGAAGAGUCCAAGCCCGGCGUCUGGAGAGAGAUCUCCGUUUGCGGAGAUGUCUACACUCUGAGAGAGACCCGCUCAGCGCAGACCCCAGGAAAACUGGUGGAGAAUGAGAGUAACGUACUGCAGGAUGGCUCUCUGGUGGACCUGUGUGGGGCCACUCUGCUCUGGCGCACCGCAGAGGGUCUCUUUCACACUCCCACCCAGAAGCACCUGGAGGCCCUGAGGCAGGAGAUCAAUGCGGCACGGCCCCAGUGCCCCGUGGGUCUCAACACGCUCGCCUUCCCCAGCAUGCAGCGCAGUCGGGCCCUCUCCUCUCUGGAGGACAAGCAGCCGUGGGUCUACCUGGCGUGCGGGCACGUGCACGGCUACCACAACUGGGGCCACCGCUCCGAGCGGGAGCCCAACACCCAGCGGGAAUGCCCCAUGUGCCGGGUGGUGGGACCCUACGUCCCGCUGUGGCUGGGCUGCGAGCCCGCCUUCUACGUGGACACGGGCGCGCCCACUCACGCCUUUGUGCCGUGUGGACACGUGUGCUCGGAGAAGUCGGUCAAGUACUGGUCGGAGAUCCCUCUGCCCCACGGCACCCACGCGUUCCACGCCGCCUGCCCCUUCUGUGCCACGCAGCUUGGCCCCUCUCAGGGCUGGUCCAAGCUGAUCUUCCAGGGCCCGGUGGACUGAUCCGAGGAUCCCUGCUGCUGGAACAUUCUGGGAAACUGAUCAGAUAAAACCCGUACUUCAUUUGUGCAAACUAGCCUCGAAAUGGAAUGAGUUUGGUUCAGUUUUGGGCGUUUACGUGUAUCCCGUUCAACAGGGAGCCAUUACAGAUUGUUUAGGAGAUUUUCGGAUGGAGUGAGAGAGUGCUCUGUCCAGACAACCAGUUGUUUUUACGAAGGCUUCAUCGUCAGGGUGUUUCGCCACACCAUCAGAUUGCUACAGAGAGUCUCUUAAACAAAUGACUUAUUUCUCCCACCAGAUGUCUUUGGGUCUGUUGGGAAAGGAAACAGUCGUUUAGUUUCUGAUGCGAUGGAGCUUUCACAGAGCCAGACAGCUGGACUGUUGGCUGGGAGAAAAGCCAGGAGGAACUUUGGGUUUAAUGGCCAAAUAGCCAAAAAUAAAUAAAUAAAUAAGAAAUGCCUCCAAUCGUUCCUCUUGGCUAUAAACUCUUAAUGGCAUCCAAAUCACGUAGCUCGCUAGAAGUGGCUUCCAUUCACCGAACAAACUUUGAGUUGUACAGAGAUGAAAUCCAGUGCCUGAGAUCCCGAUAAAAAAAAAAGUGGGAAUAUUUUUAUUAGAAAUUGAAUAUAUAUAUAUUUUGUGGAAGGUAAAGAAAGAGAUGACAACCCAUGUGUGCUUUACUACACUGAGGCUGUUGGAAUGUUUUGUAACCCAAAUGUUAAUAUAUUUUUCUCCUUCAUAUAUAAGGUGUAUGAGGAUGAAUGCAUGUGUGAUUAGGUGUGGGUGUGUGUAUGCGUGUUUGUGAGUUUGACUGUGUGGCCCUGCAUCAUUUCACCCCGACCACUUCUUAUGACCUCACAUGCCAACCCAAACUGCUAGCAGAGAUGUUGCAGGAAUUAAAAGAAGGUCACCGGGUUUCAGAAUGAUGGCGUGGGAAUCCACCGACUCCUUUCUCCUGGUGCUCUAAUUAUAUGACCUGCUUUCUCAGUUAAUGUCAGGCCCGCUCACAGUCAAAUGUGACAUUUUGGCUUUACAACUGACACCUAUGUUGCUGAUCAGCUUUGCACUGCUGUUAGCUUUAUCCUGUACUGGGUCUGAUCCAAGGCUGUUAAACCCUGGCCACGUUCUCAGUAGCAUCGUGAGAUUAUAAUGCAAGAUGGAACGGCCACCGUUUUAGUGAUCCAAAGUGUUUCUGUGAACCCAAACAUCUGCAAUGACUGACCACUGACAGGUUGGGAUUACAGCAAAGUCUGUUCUGUACCUUAGCGCAGGGUUCCUACACGCUCCCAAAGACUGUGAAAAUGCUGAAAUUAGCUUUUAAAGUGAAAAAGUAUGGAGCAAAAUGAGUAUAGAAAACCAUUGUAUCCGUGUUCCAUUUACCAGACUAUGAGAAUAUGAUUUUGUAAUGACUUGCUCAAAGAAAGUGGAGUAAAUUUGAGAUGUAUGAAAGUAGUCGUAUACCCUCGCAACUCAUUCUAUUUUUCAUUUUUAGAGUUUUCAAGCUAUCUCCUAUUUUUGUUUGAUAAAAUAACUUUUAUGCGAUAAGAACCAGCUGCUAACAUGACUGUUCUGAUUUCUAAGUUGACAUACCUAUCUAUUGUUUCAGACAAUCCAACUUUUAAUACAUCAUGGUGUUUCAGUGUUUUCCAAUACUGUAAUAAUAUCUCAUUAUUUUCAGAUGAAGCACAAAAAUGAGCUGAGUGGUCCAUUAAGAUAGAGAGAUAACAUACUGUUAUUGUUACAAAAUGAACAUCAAGUUUUAUCUUGAGAUAAUGAGAUGACCUGACAGUUAUAACAAAAAAACCCCAAUAUUUUUAUUUUGGGAUAAUGCAACAUUAUUGUGGGAAUACAAUUAGGUCAAGGUCUAGUUAUCAUUAAAUGAUAAUAUAAACUAAGAAUGAAAAACCCAAGAAGUCUUUAGGCUUCCAUUACCAAAACAAGAUGAACAUAAGGUUUCACCUCGAGAUAAUGAAGCCAUUAUUGUUACAAAAUGAACUUGAGGAGACAUUAUCUGACCAACCGUCUGACCUGAUCUGGAAAUUUUGAUAUUUGAUAAUCUGACUCUUGAGUUUUAAAGUGGAAGAAUGUGUAGGAACCCUGUCUGUCUGGAAUAACAAUGUAAUCCUGCUUUAUGCCAAACUUAGUAAAUGAUGUUGUUGUCAAGUCGUCCAGAACAAAGUAGCAGAGGAACUAACACAGAAGAAUUUGGGAGAAAUGGCUUGAAAACACUGUUCCCAUAUGUGAAAAUCUCAUCAGUUCCGCUUGUAGUAGAGCAGUAAGAUGGUGGGAUGUUGACUGCAUUCAAGUAAACUUCCAGGCUGAAUCAUAAAGAAUAAAAUUAAUUCAGGUAUCGCUACGGGGAAAAAAAUUCAAUGUUUAUUUUUCCAUCAUUUGGGAUUGUCCACAUAGAAACCAUCUAAACAUUCUUGUAAUUCUUUACAAAUACCAGCAGCAUUACUUCAUACCACUAAGAAACCUUUUGGUUUCUGCUUAUUUCAUGUAACUGCCACGCAGGGUGAUGCACUAAGCCUGGAACUGUACAGUAGCAUUCCCCUCUAACAGUUUUAAGCUCAAACACUGUGCCCAUUGCUUGAGACCGUAUUCUGUAACAGCUGCAGCGUAGCCGCCUCAAACAUUCCUCCUUGGUAAACAUGGGUGGGGCUUGCAGUUUCUCCCAAGGGCUCGUUCUAUGAAAUUUGUAUUUUUUAUUUUUAUUUUUUCCUGCAGGAAUUCUGUACACAAGCCAUAGAACACACCGAAGCUCCUGAUGCCUCCUUUGCAAAGAAUAAAAAUAUUUUUUAAAUAACAAA